This is a messenger RNA of Rhodofomes roseus, 1417 nucleotides long. RefSeq lists its product as uncharacterized. The transcript is spliced from 5 exons. Bases 38 to 1306 code for a protein of 422 amino acids. NCBI's taxonomy places the organism in Eukaryota, Fungi, Basidiomycota, Agaricomycetes, Polyporales, Fomitopsidaceae. The record is from RefSeq and is a predicted model, not a curated record.
CACCGUCGUUAAUGAUGACACUAUAGCUGACCUCAGUAUGCACAGCGGCAUCGGCGACAAGCUCUCGAACGUUGUCGGAGGAUCGGUGGUGGGCAACAUAGGGUCUGGUAUGACAGGGUUCAUGUACGACGCUACACGACGCCUCACCCCGCUUACAUCGGACGGCUUCGACGCCUCACAUACCUUUCCCUCCUUCACCUUCCUCAACGACCCAGGCGACCCGUACCUCGCGCAGCUGGCGGACAUCAGGGAAGACGUACGGAAGUGGAGCAAGACCAAGGAUCUCAUCGCGGCACCUACCUUCGAUCUCGCGCAAUGGACUACGGAUCUGAUCGUGCGGCCUCCAGGGGACAUCGUCGUCUGGGUUCCUCCCAACACCUGCCUCCUGGCCGAGCGACCGCGGACGCAUUCGCAACCAUCGCCCGAGAUCGUCAUUAUACUGCCUGCUUCUGAUUGGACGCCUGAGACGCCAUACGUGGUCAAGCCUGCACGUACGGUUGUCGGAGGCUUCCAGGAUCACCAUCACCUUGGCUCUCGUCAAGCUGUCCACGCCCUCGUCGUCUUCUACACGCUGAUUAUCGCCUACGUCGCCGUCGCUACCCUCGAGCCGGUACGGACGGCAUGGCGCACCACGCCCAUCGGCCAUCUUGGCCUGCAAACUGUUCUGGGAUUCGUGGGGCGGACUCUUUACUGGUCAAUGUUCUUCGUGACAUCGCUCAAGGGUGUUCCGUCUGACUGGGACGUCCAGCGCGCGUCGGGUGCCACCAUCCGCAAGGCCAGUCCCAAGUCUCGGAUGCCUCGGUCAUUUCCCAAGGACCACGCGCUCAUCGGCGGUCCUCGCCCGCUCGUCGCAUACGACCUGGCGACCUACACUCCCAACACACCGCUGGCUCUCCGGCCCCUGCUCGUCGUCUUCCGCGACGGCCCGGUCCCCACUCCGCUCGCGCUGCCCCGCUCUGCCACGCGCCCGCGCACGUUCAGCGCGAUGACGCUCAUGGAGGCCCGACCCGCUCCUUCGAGUGGGCCUCACACAAACGUCUCGCUCAUCGAGGAUGAGGGGCCGUGUCCCACGACGAUGAGCUUUUGCAAGCGUUUCCUGCGCCGCCAGCACCCCGGCCUCAAGCUGUUCGGGCUCCGGGAGCGCCGAGUGCGCCGCCAUGCCGAGCUCCGUGCUCUCCGAGACGAGAUGGGUGAGGACGUCGCCCUCCGCCACGCUCAGGAGGGCUGGGAGGUCCUCCAGAAGAACUGCAGGGGGAUGUGGGGCUUUGUCGAGGCGUCGCAGACUCCUGUGCAGCCUGAGCACUAAACGCGCGACGCACUCUCCACGACAUCCCCGACCACUCAUAUCAUUAUCCAUAUCUAUCUCUCUUCUCUCCUCUCUUACUGUACCACCACCCCUUUCUUGAUGCCCGACACG